UUGUCAAUUUCAGUAAUAACACUAACAUUUCUUUGAACUGUCAGAUAGGUAGGAGAGCGUUUGGGGGUUGGUCGCUAAUAGAACGGCGUGUGUGUUCAUGUUGCCUCAUUUCCUGAGUCUGUCCAAAGACACAAGGAGAUACGGAGACAGUGAGGGAGAGAGCGCCGAAGCGAAAGAGAGCGAGAGAGACAAGAGUCAGGCACAGAGGGGAGGUUGGUUCCUGAUACCAAGACACGGAAAAGCAAGGGAGGAAAACACAGAGAAAAGGCUGGCGGACACAGGGAUAGGGGGAGUGAAUAGGGGAUUAACGUUUAGAGACAUAAUAGGUGUAGCGGAGGAAAGAAGAUAUUACUAUGUUCUUCUGAACCCUAUUCUUUCUCUCUCACACGCUAUCACCACCGGAUUGGACUUCAAAGAAUCGACACCACGUCUACCCUAGACCCCAUGGGUUAACAGAUUUGAUCCAGGAGAGGCUUUUAGGUCAGCUAACCCAAUGAACAGCAACAGAAAGGAGGAUAUGGAAAUCUCGUCCCACUACCGGCAGCUCCUGCAGGAGCUCAACGAGCAGCGGCAGCACGGCAUCCUGUGCGACGCCUGCGUCAUCGUGGAUGGGAAGAUCUUCAAGGCCCACAAGAAUGUCCUGCUGGGCUCCUCGCGCUACUUCAAGACCCUGUACUGUCAGGUGAAGAAAGGGGGGGAGCCACACCAACAGACAACUGUCACUCACCUGGACAUCGUCACAGCAACUGGCUUCAAGGCUAUCCUGGACUUCAUGUACUCCGCCCACCUGGCGCUGACCAGUAAAAACGUCAUCGAAGUUAUGUCCGCCGCCAGCUACCUGCAGAUGACCGACAUCGUCCAGGCCUGCCACGGCUUCAUCAAGGCCGCCCUGGACAUCAGCAUCCGCUCCGAACUGGCCGACGAACUGGCCGACUUUGAGAUUGGGGCCGUCGCCGCCUCCGGGAUCGGCGGAGGCGGCGGUGGAGUGAUUGGUGGAGGUGGGUUAGGAGGGGCGGCGUCAGAAGCCCUGGCGUCCAUCAUGUCGGGACGAAGCUCCUCGCCCUGGUUGGGGAGGCGCACCAGCCCGGCCAACUCGUCCGGCGACUCGGCCAUCGCCAGCUGCCACAGCGGGUACAGCAAAGAGGACCAGGAGCCCAAGAGCCAUGAGAGUCACGACGACGGGGGCCAUGACUCCCAGCCCGCCUGGCCGCACGAUUACCGCCCAGUCACUGUCAAAGAGGAACAGGUCUCUCCUUCCUCCACCUCACAGCCCCGCGACGGGCCUAGGGUUGGGUCAGGGCCACAGGGUGAGACUAGAGGAGGAGGAGGCACGGGCGGAGUAGGUGAGGGGGCCUGGCAGGCUUCGGGGUCAGGACGGAGGAAGAACCGGAAGAACAAGGACACGGUCAGGCACAUUACCCAGCAGGCAGAGGGGGACAGAGACAGUAGGCCUGGCUCUCCGCUGCCCUCCAUGAUGGGCGUGACUGGAUGGGGCUAUAGUGGACAAGACAUUCCAGGUGCAGAUGUGACGGAGCUCAACAACUCAGACAGUCGUGGAGAGCGUCUCGACUACUUCCUCAAACAGGAAGAGGCUCUAGCAGCAGGCGAGGCCAACUUCCUGGGAGCCAGUGAAUCAGAUGAAGCUGGGGGCGGGACCGGGGGCAUGACUACCCCAUCGGUAGCCAAUCUGAGGGCAGCGUUGAUGAGUAAAAACAGCCUACUAUCGCUACGGGCUGAGAUGCUGGGAGACGAUAACCCUCUACUGUUUGAAUACCUUCCCAAAGGAGGACACUCUCUGUCCCUGAAUGACUUCACAGUGAUUCGGAAGAAGUUUAAGUGCCCCUACUGUAGUUUCUCUGCCAUGCACCAGUGCAUCCUGAAGAGGCACAUGCGCUCCCACACUGGCGAGAGACCCUACCCAUGUGAGAUCUGUGGAAAGAAGUUCACCAGAAGAGAGCACAUGAAAAGACAUACACUGGUCCACAGUAAGGACAAGAAGUACGUCUGUAAGGUCUGCAGCCGUGUCUUCAUGUCGGCAGCCAGCGUUGGGAUCAAGCACGGCUCACGUCGCCACGGCGUCUGCGCCGACUGUUCAGGGCGGGGCAUGGCGGCGCUGCUCGACCACAACGGGGAAGCGGGUGGAGACAUCUCCCCCGAGGACGAGCUGUACCCCGGCGACCACCGCUUCCACGAUGACCAGGCGGAAUGCGACGGCGACGGCGAGGAAGAGAUGGGCGACGAGGAGGGGGGGAAGUGGAAGGACGACUCAGGGAUGAUGAUGGAAGGAGAUGGAGCCAUGGACAAUGACAAGGAGGAGAGCGAUUCCUCGGCGCCUGAGGGCGAACAGCACAAUGGGAGCGAGAAGGAUUUCGGCUGGAUCUCUUAAGGGAUCCCAUUGAUUCUCUGGCCUGUCUGUUGGAGACAGCUGUCGUUACCUUCGCCCGUGGGUGGGCCUUCCCCUGAGUGGGGUACGUGGGCGAUAAUGAUCCUAACCCUAGAAAGCCGCUCCACGCAAACACACACACACACACACACAUGCAAACACACCCACACACGCCAACACACACUGAGCCCUGUGCUGAUGCUAGCACUGCCAUGGCAGAAAUUGAGCGACUGAAAGAAAAGAGAAAGAAAGCGAGGGUCCUUCUGCUUACCUCUCUUGUCUGAUGACGUUUUUUUCCUCUUUACUAUGUUUAUUUCGGGCGAGGACCAGACCAGCUUCUGUCCUCUGGUUUAGAUGUUCACCUCUUGUGACGCCGGGACCCAGGAACAGUCACGCGAUGUCUCGGGUGGAUUCAAAUCAUGUGGUCACCGGUCGUGAUGGAUACAAGAAGUCGUCAGGAGGCUGGGGAAUUGUUGCCAUGCGGUCCUAUUUCAGGACAGUCUCUUGUCUUUCGGGGGGGGGGGGGGGGGGGGGGGGGGCGUAUUUUACCUAUUGCUAAGCUGCACGCGUCAGGCAACGGUUGGCACGUUGUCUCCUGCAGACAGAAACUGCCACAGACUUGCACUUUACUGUCGACUAGACUCCUGUCAGUGCCCUCAACCCGUGGUUUACAUUUUCAAUCUGAUUUUACCUACACAACUCGGUGACCGCACCUACCUUUAAGGAUAUCUCCUAAUGACUGUUAUGCUAUAUAAAUAUAUGGAUAUUAGAAUACGUGUGCAAAGUUUGAUGAUUAUAAUAGCUUACGCCUUUCAGUGGGUCCGUUCUCCUCUGCUUAAGUUUACCACACGUUUCUGUUGAGCCGGAAUGAGAAUGAUGAAAGGUUGAGCAAACAUCUAACCUAACGUGCCACAGGAAUUCUGUUCGAUGGCGUAAGAGAGAGAGAGGGGGCGCACACGAGUGAGAAUUGUGCUACAAAGGGAGAGAGAGGGAAAGAUGGGAGGAUAUACAGCGUGAACACUAUGCAGGAACAUAAUGUCUCCAUUUAGAUGUAAGUGUUCUUAGUUAACCAACUUUCGGAGGGAGGACAGGUCUUUACUACAGAUACUUACUUUCAGAAAGAAGGAGAGAAAAGGAGAGAGACAAUAACUGAAAGAGAGUUUGAAAGAGGCUGUCUUGUCCAAAGUGAAUAAAUGCCUCUCUUCUUCCCUACAGAUGCUAUAUUGUAAUUCGAUGUCCAUGUUGUCGCAGGAAUGUUCCCGUAAAAAUUGCAAAUGUGCAGUGCAUUCAUUGUAGAAAAAAAACACAACACUUUCAAAUACUGAUUUGCUUUAGCAAAAAAUAUGAACCCCUACAAAACAUUUCCAUGAAUUGAAUACAGAUAGUAAUUCACAUUUCCUGUUGCUGCAGGAUUACUGGCCUGCUGUUUCAAAUUAAGACACGGCAUCUGUAUUUGUCCUGUCCCCUAACAUAAUGAGUGGAACUGUACGUGGGCCAGUGGGAGACUGAAUACAAUGGAGACGGGUCAAAAAUAAUACAAGCACACUAUUUAUCCUUUCAAUAUCUGGCUAUGGCUUACAUUCCAUCUUUCUCACCCCUUUUUCUCUCACACAUCGUAUCUCUGUGCAGCUGUCCUGUCGAGAAGCAGACUUUCUUGGAAAAAAAUAGAAAAGCUGUGUCUUUUUUUGUACAUUUGGAUACUGAAUAUGCAUACUUUUACAUCUUAGUGAACCUAAAGUGUGGUUCAUCUUUCUUUUUAGUUAUGACAUUUAUUUCAGUUUGUAUAGUUAUAAAAAGGCUUCAGGGAGGGGCCUGGUCUGUGGCUUUUAUGACGCUUGGUUUUUCAUUUGAAAAGGUUAUUUAUUAAAAUGCAUUUUUUGUAGUUUAAUUAUUAUACUAUAAAGACAUUCCUUUUCACUCCGUUUAAUGCCAUCUGUUGGUAUAGUGUGUGUGUGCUUGAUUGGAUGUGUGUGCGUGCGUGUGUGUGUGCACAUGUGAGAUGUUUCUUAAAUUUCUUACAGUUAUUUCCAUGUGCGCAACAAUAGAUUUAAACAUUUUAAGAAAGGCAGAUCACAUCUUAUGUUGAUCAGAAGUGUGUUUAUUGUGGUUCUGAUUAUAUUAUUAUUAUUAUUAUUAAGUGCUGGAUGCUAAGCUUUAUUGUGUGUUUCAUUUGAAUAUUUUAUAUCUUGUAUAAGAAAGAAAGCUUUUAUAUUUUGCCUUGUUGUGGACAGCAAGCCAUAAGGCUUUUCUGAACAGCUCUAUCGUGCCAGUUCUCUGCUACUAGUUUUGCUUUUGGUUUUACAGAGGAAAAAAAGACAGAAUCUGAGGUAGAUAUGGAUAAGAACGUAUACGGUAUGAACCAUGCUUCUAUAUUGCUAACGUACACUAAUUGAUUUACACCAAAAACAAUCUAUUUUGUUGUAUCAAGUGCUUUUGUUUCUACGGUUCGCGUGCAGGUGCAAAUAUUUUCAAUUAAUUGUGGUCUAAUAAUUUUGUUGUUGUUUGGAUGCUGUUUUUUUUUUUAUCUAUCUUUUUCUUUUUACAGCUUUCAAAGCGCACAUGUUGUAUGUGCAUUGUAUACAUGUAUAUGAAGGGCCUUCUGACCUACUAGUCUAGAACUGCUGGAGAUUUGCAUCUUUAAUCCAUACUGUCUUUGUUUUUGUGGUUUCCCAAGGUGUGUUCUACUGUAUCUAUCCUAAUUCCAAAUCGACCACUGGCCUCAAUUCCCUAUGCACUUUGAUAGGAAAGAUGAUAGGUUAGGUGUUAGUAACAUGAAAUAAUUUCAACCUGUCCUACAAGAGGUCCUUUCAGAUCUAUGACAUAUUUUGGCUAGUGUGCCUGAACGCUCUAAAGGAAUAGGAACAGAAUGGGCCACAGUGGUGCCUCUGGGAAUUGUAGUUUUGCCUCAGGUGGUUACAAACCUGGUCGUCUGGUACACAUCAAUUCACAUCAGCCCCAACCCUAGACACUGUAUCCAACGGGCACUGCAUGUGUGUUUUUGAUUUUGCCGAUUCAAGAUGCCUUCUCCACGUGUGUUGACUAGCUUUAUUUCAUUUUGAUUAUUUAUUGUCAUUCUACCUACCGUCUGCAAUUUCAAACCUCUUGAAGGUUUUUAGAAGGGAAACGGAUGGCGUAGAGUGGAUAUUCUGAAUGUUAAUGGCUGAAUAUGAUGGGAUUUUCCAGAGUUGUGUUGUAUUCGGAUAGAGGUUUGUAUCAGUGCUCUAUCUCUGUCCUCCACCCGGUGCUUCUUCAGUCCAGACAAUUUUUGACCAACGAGAUGUUAUUACCCACUUAUUAUCAUUGCCUGCCUGCCUGCCUGCCUUCGUCUUCUUGUCUUGGGUUGUAAUUCAGGAAACAUUCGCCAUCCACUCCCCUCAACAAUGUGCCUCGAUACAUUUUACCUUUGUCUGCGUGUGUUUCAAGCGAUAGAAACGGAAAUCAUGUACAGUAUUUUAUCUCAAUCCCAGGUGCAAAAAAAGUUGAGUAAAGACUGUUUCCGGAGAGACAAAUCAAGCUGUGUGUUUUAACGUUUCCAUUUCUGACAGUUAAUUAACCUUUGUGCCCUGUUUUUUUUUUUUCAUGGUGUUAACAUGCCAUUGUCAGUUUUGUCAUACCAAAGUCUCUAGCAUCUGCAUAUUACUGGUCCAUUUCACACCAUGCACAACUGGAACUGUCUUUAGCAGAUCAAUAUGGGUAUUCCCUUCUUAGAUGUACAAAAUUGCAAUCCUGAUUUAGCCUGUAUAGCUUGAUUCAUAUGUGCAAAUCACAAAGCCAUAGAUAUGGUCAUAUUCUAGAUUAUACUCUAUUUGAAAAUUCUUACUUUUAUUUUAGAAUCUGUUCUUUACUAAGAGUGUUGUGUGUAUUCAUUAUAUAUAAAUUUACAUUACUAUAUUAUUAUAUAUUAUUUAUUUUCUCCCACGUUUCGUAAGGUGUCUUUCGUUUCUGAAGUGAGACACUCGAAACUUGACAGUUCUUUGUUGGGAAUCUUGUUCCAUAUGAUACUGACUUUAUAUUGAUUAUCAUAAACCUGUGUUUGUAACGAAGAUGUGGUGAAUAAUCAAAACCUUGUUCUGUUUGGGAGGGUUAAAGCGGGCAGAUCGUCUGUAUAUGAUAGCACCGAUUAAUUGAGCGUUUUUAUAACCAAACACGAACUUCCCAAACGUCCUGUUGUGGGGGCUAGCCAAAACGGCUAAGCCAGACCUGUUUCUAACUUCAUGUUUUGUGGAAUUAGCUGAACUAUUAUUUGCAAAACCAAUCAGUCUCAAUAAAUUUGGAAAUUGCUGCUGAAAAGAA
This is a messenger RNA of Esox lucius (northern pike), 6676 nucleotides long. It is a transcript of the gene zbtb46, whose product is annotated as zinc finger and BTB domain containing 46. The coding region runs from base 494 to 2386 and encodes 630 amino acids. Gene Ontology annotation, biological process: regulation of transcription by RNA polymerase II. The transcript is spliced from 6 exons. The record is from RefSeq and is a predicted model, not a curated record. Gene Ontology annotation, molecular function: protein binding; DNA-binding transcription factor activity, RNA polymerase II-specific; RNA polymerase II cis-regulatory region sequence-specific DNA binding. Lineage: Eukaryota; Metazoa; Chordata; Actinopteri; Esociformes; Esocidae.